AUGAAUAGAGCUGACAUUCGCAGCUAUUUCAUCAACGACCAAGAUGAGAUCCGCAAUAUCAGAGAGCCCGAUUACUACUUCAAGUACUAUCUUACCAAGAAUGGCCGCGUCAAUGAUCGCCAACGCUUCCAUUUCAACGCGAUUCGCGAUAUUGUUCACGCACGUCUCGAAAAGGAAGGCUUGAGCAAGGUCCUCUUACCUCUCGGCACCGAGCCGACUUCACCCAGGGUGCCCAUUUUCACCAGUGCCAACCUGGGCACUGCCUCGCGCGUCGUUGUGAUCUUUGGCGAGCCCAGCCAGGAUCUCGGCAACUCGGCCCUUCGCGUCGUCAAUGGUCCUGGUGGCAUCAAUAAGGGCAGCAUGGUAUCAGUCGUUCAAGAGAUCAACCGCCAGAGAGCUUGUCCCUCCGACGAUGGCCCCCCUGGAAUCAUUCUUGCCAACACGGGCGAGCUCUGGUGGUGGCCCGAGGGGAAGAAGGCUCUCAGCCCGACUUCGGCCUUGGCUGUUCCUCGGAAGAGCAUGGUUCACCACGGCCGCGCCAACAACCCAAAAUACCAUGCGAUCCCCAAGAAUGAGUCCCCCGAAGCACACAUCGCAUAUGUUCUCGACGAGGUCCUCCCUUACCUUGUUCCGCUAGCUGCUCGACUCGACAUCAUCGGCAUAGGUCUCGGUGCCGACUACGCGACCAGAGCCUUGGAUAGACCUGACACAUGGACUGCUCUCGGCCACCGGAUCAACACCUUGUCCUUGCUCGGGAGCACGACGAGCAUCGAUGAGCUUUCUCACGAUCCAUUCAAGGAGUUUCUUCCCCGACGCACCCGAGCAUACAUCACAGAUGACGCUCCCGUGCUAACGCCUCUGGCUCAGCCCGGCGGCAAUCCCAACACUGCCUCAUUCACGGAGCAUGGCUGUACGGUCUACAGCUCUGGCGAAGUCUAUCACGUCGAAUGCAUCCUCAUCGCCGGCCGUGGCCCUAUUCUCGACUGGAUCCAGGAGGUCGCUCUCGCUGGCCCCGAUUAUCGCCACCCUGAGGUUGUUGCUGUCGACCCCUACAUGCCGACGGAGGAGGAGUGGGCUGCCGGGGGAUUCGACGAGCAGUGGGAGAAGAUGCCCGAGUCCGCGAAGCCGAGCAUCGGGUACGCCAUGUCGCCCGAGGCACAUGAGCAUUGCGAGGUCCUAGAGGGGAUUCAAGAGCGUGUGGUUGGACAGAAAGCGGGGCAGAGUGAUGCCUGCGAAUGA
This is a messenger RNA of Colletotrichum orchidophilum, 1239 nucleotides long. Its product is annotated as Arb2 domain-containing protein. The transcript has 2 exons. Gene Ontology annotation, biological process: regulatory ncRNA-mediated heterochromatin formation. The record is from RefSeq and is a predicted model, not a curated record. Gene Ontology annotation, cellular component: nucleus. NCBI's taxonomy places the organism in Eukaryota, Fungi, Ascomycota, Sordariomycetes, Glomerellales, Glomerellaceae. Gene Ontology annotation, molecular function: siRNA binding. Bases 1 to 1239 code for a protein of 412 amino acids.